Messenger RNA from Homarus americanus (American lobster), 776 nucleotides. RefSeq names its product cytochrome c oxidase subunit 7A2, mitochondrial-like. Bases 100 to 456 code for a protein of 118 amino acids. Gene Ontology annotation, biological process: mitochondrial electron transport, cytochrome c to oxygen. The transcript is spliced from 3 exons. Lineage: Eukaryota; Metazoa; Arthropoda; Malacostraca; Decapoda; Nephropidae. The record is from RefSeq and is a predicted model, not a curated record.
CCACCCCCCCACCACGACUCACCACCACCACUACACACACACACCCCGCGACCAUCACCACACAACCACGUCUAGUUAACUGAACAAACAAAAUCCACAAUGAGAUUUAAGUUCAGUCAUUUCACGGGGAGAUUAAGUGCGCCUUCACCACUCAACACACCAAGCAAAUUCGGUAAUGUAGUUGAAGGUCCCAAGAUCCAGUACCAACUAGGUACCAAGGUAGCCGUAACAGACACUCCCAAACACAGGGGCUACUACAGUGCCGUCCCCGAGGUGCUCCAGCAGAAGAUGAGGACAUUUCAGAUGCCCAAUGGUCUGCCAGUGCAUGUGAAGGGAGGCCCGAUAGACACACUACUGUACGUCUUUACAGCUGCCGUGUGUUUUAUAGGAUUUGUGGAGAGUUGCCGGGUCUAUUACGUCUUAUCCUACCCUACCCCACCACCUAAGGAUGAAUAGACGUCAAUCUAUCCAUCAACGAUAAGAAAAAACACAGAAAAUGGGUUGAAAAUUACGAUAUAUCCCGAGUUGACAGUUGAGUCGCAAGAUGGCUUUGUUAUCCCAAUGGAAUUUUUUCUAUAUAAUUUCUUAAUCAUUUUCGAUACUAGAUGAAUGGGAGAUUAUCAUUAUUAUUAUUAUUAUUAUUUCAUCGUAUAAUUGUUAUUCCGACCAAUAUUUCUUGACUAAUAUAUUUCAUUAUUAUGUGAAAGCGAUCUUAUCUCAGUAACCUCGCGUGAAGCCAUAUGUUGUAAAUAUCUUUCAAUAAAUAUAUAUCACUA